Gossypium arboreum is the source of this 712-nucleotide messenger RNA. RefSeq lists its product as uncharacterized. Bases 165 to 539 code for a protein of 124 amino acids. Lineage: Eukaryota; Viridiplantae; Streptophyta; Magnoliopsida; Malvales; Malvaceae. The transcript is spliced from 2 exons. The record is from RefSeq and is a predicted model, not a curated record.
UGAGAGAGAGGAGGGAUUUGCUCUGAGUAACUUUAGGGUUGGAAAAUUGACCUAUUCUUUAUUGUUGGGAGGGUAUUUACAGGAAAGGUCCUCUUGUCCACUAACGCUACAUGACUAGUUGACACAAGGAAAAUUGCCAUCACAUAGAGCGUGAAGGACGUGCAAUGUGUGGCCCAUUUUGUUAUGUAUUCAAUUACUAUGAAGUUGCUAUGCCCAAUUGGACCCAUUAUUGCAUUCAAGAUGUGUUAACGCCCAAAACGGGCGCCUCAAGAGCAGGAGCUCAUCUUAUUAUCAAGGACCUAGAGGGCUUGCGUAUCGAACGACUGUCCUUGAUAAUGGAAGGAAGUCAUUCCUCUGGUCAGGGACAGGUGGUCAACCGAGACAUUGUCUUAGGUGGAAUCAAAGGGAGGUCAACACUUUCUAUCUUGAUGACACAUAUCCAAGUGGCGGAGGAAUAUAACAAGUGCACUAGAAAUGACAUGGUUGUUGUAUUCAUAUCUCACAUACCAACACAUGAAGGUCUAGUGGAUUAUGCCUAAUGACGAGACUUGUGUUUGAAAUGUUCGUGUUUCUUUAGUUGUUUCCUUCAAAGUGAUGGGUUUAAGUUAGACAUUUUUUUACGAUAUAAUUUUUCAAUCAAAUAUUUAUACUACUUUUUUUUUAUUGUAAAAAUUUACAUAUCAAUAAAUUAUCCAUUUUAGAAAGAAAAAAA